UGUUCCAUUUAAACAGCCAUUCUGAUGGUAAUCUGACCAAACUCUCAGCAUAGCAAGUAGGUGGUGACAAAUCGGACGCAAAGCCGAGGAGAAAAUCAGCAUGACAUUGUUGUGUAUGAUAUUAGCCAAGUGACAGAUCUCUCCUUCCAUUCAACAGUCAUAGCUACAGGUGGUGUCAGAGAUCUGUGACUCAAUGGCUGAGAGAACACCUUGCUGCCUCUGCUGUGAUCGCCAGAGUCAAUGUCCUUCACAUGUCACAUGGAGGGGGCUGGCUGCUCCUAGCAACGACAUAUAGACCUAUUGAUCCGUCCAUUCCAUCACAGGCUUGAAACGCAACACGAGUCGUGCCGAUCGCCAACCGCUGCCGAGGAUUGCCGUUGUUGGAAUUAAUGUCCCGGAGUAGUUGACAGAAUCGAGAGAGUGGGCUGACAGAAGGGCGGACAGUGCUGAGGAUAGGGGGCAGCACUUUAAAUGGGAGACAUCUAUUAAACGUAUGCUUGCUUGAGAAUGAAGAUAUCCCAGCAAAGUGUCCCCAGUCAUGAGGGCUUCCUGGGGUAGAUUGCACACCGGUUGGAAGGAACUCACCCAGCCCUGGUGAUAGCAGAGUACUUCUCCAUACCCAAAACAAAGGGGGUGAUAACAGGUGACGGUCAUCAGGAUGGAUGAGAACACGCUUGCCUACCACACCAAGCUUCACCAGUGGUAUGAGCUCCACAGACUCAACCGCAGUGGAGACAUGGCUAGUCUCAAGCUCCCAGAGGAUGGGGCUCAUCUCACUCCUCAGAAGGCUGUUGAGAUUGACUUGUGGAGGAAGGAGGUCAAUAAGAUCUUCAUCAAACCAAAGAAGAUUGAGAAGAAGUCCGAAUUCUGGAGAUGUCAUAUGAGCGCACCAACCUCGGCUACAAAAUAUUACAGCAACAAUGCCGACCCGAGACGGGUCAAAUCAGCCCGAUUCUUCUCCAACCGAGGCAAACCGGGAGUGGUUGACAUCAACGCUCUUCCGUCUCACUUGGCUGAAAUGUCCAUCCAUUACAACCGUGAACGGAGGGGUGUUUACACUUCACGGUUCUCGGCCGAAGAUCUGCUGGUGAAGGGUAAGAAGCAGGAACUUCAUCUGCCGCAGUUCCUCCGGGCAAUCCGAGGUCAAGGGUCAGAUGAAGGAGCGAGUCACAGAGAAGGAGGCACCGAUGUUUCUAUUCCCCAACUUGUGCGUGACUGUGACGUCACUAUCCAUGAGUCAGGUAUUGGCAGAGAAACAAUAGACCAGGCUCCAGUGAACCGAAAAGCUCUUGUGUGUGAUCGCUCUCAAUCAAACAACCUCCUGAAUGUUAUGUCUAUCGAUGACUGUAAAAUGGGCCUCCGAUACCGGCCACAACGUGUCAUAAACACCCACGAGUUGGAAAGAUGUGAUGAUUCAACUAACGGUGACAGUAACAUAGAUGAAAAUGGGAAUGCUUAUCCCUUAAGAAUCAGCCAAGGUACAGGAUCUGGAAUGACUCCAGUCUCUCAAACACGAAUCAACUCAUUACUUUCAGCUCAGAAAAUAAAACACAAGCAUUUGGUGAUAAAUGGCAACAAUCUGGCUCCAGAACGACCUCAGUCGGCCAUCUUGGCUCGAGCAUUUGACACUAUCCUUCAAGAAAACUCCAUGCUGUCUGCCCCACUGCACCCAAAAGAGGUCCGUUUCUUUGCUGGCAGCAAAGACAUGGGGUACUCUCCCAGUGGUAAGCACAUUUAUCAGAGACUCAACUCCACACUUAAGAACAAAAUGAACAAUGUGGUAAAGGCAAGGUGUGAAGGCUUGAAGUCAAAGGACUCAAUCAGCGCUCGUGUGCAAUACAAUGGCACGGACAGUCAUAAGUUCAGUAAAAGGUCAACAGCUACAGAAUCCCUCGUCUCUGAUGAUGCCAAACAGCUAUAAAUAACCUGUUUGAAAUUUGUUGCAUUCUCUGAGGUCACGAGGACGACAGAAUCCCUCGACACCGUUGAUGCCAAACAGCUAUAACUAAACCUGUUUGAAAUUUGUUGCAUUCUCCGAGGUCGCGAGGACGACAGAAUCCCUUGACUCCCUGAUGAUGCCGAAUAGUUAUUACAGUGUUGUUUGACUGAAAUGUGUUACUCUCGGAGGGUCGUUUUCUGUUUUCUGAGGAUAGAGAUCAGUGUUGUCCAUAUUCUUUUCUACUGUGAGAGGGAACCUGGAUUAUAUCAUAUUGGGUAGACUUAUUUGUGGUAAGUUUCUUAUGUACAGUAUCAGAAAAUUGGAGGUACUUUACAAGCAAAUGGUGUUGUUGAGUUCAAUGAUGAUUAAAUGUUGAUGAAAUUUG
This is a messenger RNA of Haliotis rufescens (red abalone), 2324 nucleotides long. RefSeq lists its product as uncharacterized. The coding region runs from base 659 to 1921 and encodes 420 amino acids. The record is from RefSeq and is a predicted model, not a curated record. Lineage: Eukaryota; Metazoa; Mollusca; Gastropoda; Lepetellida; Haliotidae. The transcript has 2 exons.